This is a messenger RNA of Lecanosticta acicola, 780 nucleotides long. The record is from the annotation of a GenBank genome assembly. NCBI's taxonomy places the organism in Eukaryota, Fungi, Ascomycota, Dothideomycetes, Mycosphaerellales, Mycosphaerellaceae.
AUGACUCCGAAUCCGGAUCACCUCAACAACAUCGCCUGGCCCGAGGAAGUACAGCUGCGCUGGGCGACGCGGGCAGACAUCCCGGCAAUCACCCGCAUCCUGCACGCCAAUCUCCUGACCUUUGAAUUCUUCGACCACUUCUGUCCCGCCCGGAAGCAGCACGAGGCAGAAUUCCACGCCUUCGUGCUCUCGCGUGUGCGCAUGUUCUUCGUCCGAAGCGGAAUACGCUUCAUGGUGGCCGAAAAGCUGCAGCUCGGCUUCAUCAGAGGCCAUGAAAGCACGACGAUCCUCGGCUUUUCCACCUGGGAGCCGCAAGGCGGUGAUGAGAACCCUCUUGCCGCGGAAUGGCAGCGCCAGGACAGCGGCUGGCUGAAGGCUUUGGAGCGUAGGCUGGUCGAUCUCGAAGGCUGGCAUCACAGGUGUUGCCGGAAUACGAUCGUCAGCUACGAGACUUUCCAUCGGUUACGGGGCCUGUUGCACGACUCUUUCGACCAAGUGGAGUCGCUGGGGUGCAACUUACAUCUCCAGUAUCUGAUGGUGCACCCCAAGGCGCAAGGAUACGGCGUCGGCCAUAAGCUCUUGCAAUGGGGCUUGGAUGCCGCCGCUCAGCUUGGAAUGCCUAUGAUCCUCGAGAGCAGCCUGGCCGGCCACCCGUUCUACCUCAAGCAUGGUUUCCGGGUGCUGAAGACGAUCAGGAUCGAUGAUGAUCCGGAAAAGGCGUACGAUAUGCCCUUGAUGGUGUAUGAACCCGAAGUCCAAGAGCGAGAGAGUCUCUCGUGA